This is a messenger RNA of Drosophila obscura, 3259 nucleotides long. RefSeq names its product RNA exonuclease 1 homolog. The record is from RefSeq and is a predicted model, not a curated record. Gene Ontology annotation, molecular function: exonuclease activity; nucleic acid binding. Lineage: Eukaryota; Metazoa; Arthropoda; Insecta; Diptera; Drosophilidae. The transcript is spliced from 6 exons. The coding region runs from base 356 to 3253 and encodes 965 amino acids. Gene Ontology annotation, cellular component: nucleus.
UGUUACAGAGCUGCCAAGCUGUCAGAAAAAGAUUGUAAAAUUCUGUUUUCGUGUUUAUGCGAGAACACGGCUUGAAAUUUGCUCAAGAGCAAAAUUUAUUUGUAUACAAUUUAUACCCUGGUCCGAUAAACCCAAUUUUGAUUGGGUUGAUUUAAUUGAUUAUUGUGUUUGCAAAAAAAAAAACCAGCACAAAACACCCGACGAUCUGGCAGCGCGAACAUCUGAUUCUGCAAACAACACACUGAUGAAAUGAGCGAAAAAGAUAGCGUUGGAGGAAAAUAAAGCCAAAUUCUGACGCUAGCUUUACGCGAGCAGCGCUAAUCGCUGCAAAACAAAAGGUGAACCAGCUGCCGGCAUGUUGCCAUCGACGGGCCUGUUUAAGGGCUUUCCCUGUCCCUACUACGACAGCGAGAUCGAUGGGGUCGCCUGCAAACGUCCCUUUUGUCACUUUAAGCACGCCAAAAAAGAUGAUGUGGAGGCAGCAACGCCUGCCGACCCGGUGCCGGAGUACAAGCCGGCUCAGCCAAAGCUACUCACCCUGCCGCUGCCAGAGAUGACAAUGUACGCCCCAAAAAAGAAAAAGGCAAACCUAGAGUACCAUCCAGACAAGCCGGCAUUGAAUGCCUCGCCGGCGAAAAAGAAGCCCGAGGCUGCUGCGGGCUGUGCUCCCGCCUAUGUACCUGCUCAGGUGGCUGCCACAAAUGGGGCGAGCGGCGACUGGGAAGCCGAUCUCGAGAAUGAAAUUGAUGAACAAAUGCAGAUUGAUAUUGAUGAGCCAUCCGCUGUGGAGGUGGUGAACGAUAAGGUGGAGCCGAAAGCAGGCGUCUUGGCAGAGGGGGACUUAAAUGACGCGCCAAAGAGCGAAAGAGAAACGGGCGGAGGCAGCGAGAGCCACAAACGCAAACACAAGUCUAGUAGGGAGCGUGAUAGGGACAAGGACAGGGAAAAGGACAAGGAAAAGGACAAGGAAAAAGAAAAGGAUAGGAAGUCAUCGCACAAGGAUAAAGAUCGAUCCAAGGAGAGGCACAAAUCCAGUUCCAGUUCGUCCAGACACAAGUCUUCCUCCUCAUCGUCCUCGAGAAACAAGUCGUCCAGCAACGACAAGCAUCGGGAUGAGAAAAGUUCCAGCAGCAGCAGCAAGCACAAGAGCAGUUCCUCAUCGUCCUCGUCGAAACGGCAUCAUAGCUCCAGCAGCUCUGCUGCGCGUAGUUCCAGCUCCAAGUCGAAAUCAUCCACCAGCAAAACCUCCAGCGAGCCGUCGGAGCCGCAGAAGGGAAAAGAGACGGCCAAAAACACAUCUAAGGCGAAUGCGUGCAGUGACAUUGAAUCGGACUUUGACUAUGAGAUGGACACCUCAGAGGGGGAAAUAGUGCGCCAGUGUGAGAUGAUCUUCGAUCAGCUGGAGACUCAAUUUGCGCAGAUGCACAACGCGGAGCCAACGCCCGAGAACACACUGAAACGGAAGGCGCCCUCACCGGACAUCGAUGCCCUCACAGAGGCAGCCACGGCUGCGCUGCAAAAGCGGCGUGUGGCCCAUGAAAAUGCGGAUAAAUGCCGGGCGCCUCUUCCAGCCACCGUGCAAAAGCCCAAUCACAUACGCAAUGCCAUGCAGGCGAUCUUCGACAGGCGCACCGAGCUGCGACGCCAGGAGAAACUGCGUGCCGAUGCCGCGUCCGAGGAGCUGCGGCAGGCCGAGGAGCGUGUCCGAGUGGCACAGGAGGGGCUGCGGCAGGCCCAGGUCAAAUCGAACCUGACACCACUGAUAUCAAGAAGUGCCCUAACUCCACCGGUGCGUUCUGCUCGCAGCAUUGCCCCCGUUGCCAACAUUGUGGCCAUAGCCCGGGCAAAGAAGAAGAUCCAGGAGCUGCAGGCCGAAAAGAAGCCCGCUUUUACACCUGCGCAGUCGUUCAAGGGCGCCGGUCGCAUGGCUCACCAGCCGACGGUCGCCCUGGACAAGACGGCGCCCGUAGCCAGCGGUGCUAGUGCACAGAAACCACCAGUGUUGGAGCCACAGAGCUCCAAGAUAUCAUACAACAUACGGAUGCAGUAUUACGAGAUGAUGGUGAAGCAGUCCACCGUUAUCUAUCCACAGCUGGCCGAUGCCUGGGAGCGGGCGCAGGUCGAGGAGUUGACCGCAUUCAAGAAGUGCAACACGACGGCCAUCUACAAGAACAGCUGCCUGCUGGCGAUCAAUAAGCUGCGCAAGGAGGCCAUCGAGGCUGGCAAUCGGCCGAGUGCGGCCAACAAGUGUGUUUCGCACGAGAUGAUGCUGGGCGGCAAGCGGGCCCUGACCACGUCCUGGAGUGUGGAAAAGAAGGACAAACUGGCAUCCAUAGGCAAUGGCGAACCAUUCGAUGCCUUGGACGUCGUCAAGGCAUAUGAAAUGGUCUUCGAUCUGCGCCUCACCGAUGAGCAGCUGGUGGAGAACGGCUACCCAAGGCCUGGUCCAAAGCGCGGCACAGCUGUCAUACGCGCCUGCCGUCCAAAUCGUCGCCCCAACGAGACGGAGCGCUACUGCAGCCGCUGCGGCAAAGUGUUCAAUCUGAACAUAUACGAAAGUCGGGGCACCGACAUGUGCAACUAUCACCCAAAGAGCACGGGCUACCGCCGUGGAUUCACAGACAAUCAGCAUCGCUGUUGUCAGCAGCCAGCCGGCACUCCCGGCUGCACCUACGGCAACUACCACGUCAGCGACUACUACGAUCCCGAUAAAUUGACCUGCUUUGUGAAGACCAUCGAAGGGCGCGAAGACUUGGUGCCCACGAAGAAGGACAUCUUUGCGUUGGAUUGUGAAAUGUGCUACACAACGCACGGCAUCGAGCUGACGCGCGUAACCGUCGUGGAUAUCAAUAGGCGGACAGUGUACGAUGCUCUGGUCAAGCCGGACAAUCUGAUUGUGGACUACAACACAACUUACUCGGGCAUCACAGAGGCCAUGCUGGCCAAGGAGACGCGAACACUGCGCGAUGUGCAGGCCGUGCUGAUGUCGAUGUUCCAUGCCCAGACUGUGCUGGUGGGCCAUAGUCUGGAGAGCGAUCUGAAGGCCCUGAAGAUUAUACAUGACGUUGUGGUGGACACCUCAGUGCUAUUUCCCCACAAAAUGGGCCCGCCCAAGAAGCGUGCUCUGAAGACCCUCUGCAUUGAGAAUCUGAAACGCAUUAUACAGGAGAAUGAGGCCGGCCAUGACAGUGCGGAGGAUGCCGAAGUCUGCAUACAACUCAUCAAGUACUAUCUGCGCAAUAAAAUCAGUUGAACUGGG